Molecule: messenger RNA, 719 nt
Organism: Camellia sinensis
Lineage: Eukaryota; Viridiplantae; Streptophyta; Magnoliopsida; Ericales; Theaceae
Source: RefSeq, a predicted model, not a curated record
AUGCUGAAAGCAUCACACGCGGCCAAAUUUAUCAGGAAUAACAUUAUCUGUAGAUACGGGGUGCCAAACGAAUUAAUUUCAGACAAUGGUUCACAUUUCAAAGGAGAAGUGGCAGUUCUACUUGAGAAGUAUAACGUGGCUUUUCACAAGUCAUCAACUUACAGGCCACAAACCAAUGGAGCCGUUGAAGCUGCAAAUAAAAACAUCAAGAACAUUCUGUGUAAGAUGGUAGAAACUUAUAAAGAUUGGCCAGAGAAGUUGCCUUUUGCACUUUGGGGAUACAGGACAUCAAUCCGAACAUCUACAGGGGCAACCCCUUACUCUUUGGUAUAUGGAAUGGAGGCUGUUUUGCCGAUUGAGUUGGAAGUGCCUUCAUUAAGGAUUAUGGCUGAAUGUCAGAUAACAGAAGCUGAUUGGCAACAGAACCGAUUUGAGGAACUAUUUUUGUUUGAUGAGCGAAGGUUGAAGGCGUUAUACCACAUUCAGGGGUAUCAACGCAGGAUUGCCAGAGCAUUCAACAAAAAGGUUAGAUCCAGGAAUUUGAGGGAAGGGGACUUAGUGUUGAAAGACAACCGAGCUCCUAUUCACGAUCCUAGGGGCAAGUUUAGACCCAAUUGGACGGGUCCCUACAUCAUUAAAUCAAUCUGGUCAGGAGGAGCGGUCAUUCUCAUGGAUUUGGAUGGUUUGGAGUUCUCACAACCAAUCAACAUGGACAAGCU